This is a messenger RNA of Poecile atricapillus (Black-capped chickadee), 4579 nucleotides long. RefSeq names its product fragile histidine triad diadenosine triphosphatase (gene FHIT). Gene Ontology annotation, cellular component: cytoplasm; plasma membrane; nucleus. Lineage: Eukaryota; Metazoa; Chordata; Aves; Passeriformes; Paridae. The transcript is spliced from 9 exons. Gene Ontology annotation, biological process: intrinsic apoptotic signaling pathway by p53 class mediator; negative regulation of proteasomal ubiquitin-dependent protein catabolic process; purine nucleotide metabolic process. The coding region runs from base 282 to 728 and encodes 148 amino acids. The record is from RefSeq and is a predicted model, not a curated record. Gene Ontology annotation, molecular function: ubiquitin protein ligase binding; bis(5'-adenosyl)-triphosphatase activity.
GUGGCACAUCUGCACAGCUGCUGUCAGGUGCUGUUACCUGCAUUAAUCAUCAGACUUGCUUUUCCUUGGAGAGAUCCUGGCAGGAGGAAAGUUCUCUGGAAAGGAGUUGGAUCUGGGAAUCUCAUCGCUGCUCUCUUUGUUCGGGCCCAGAGGUUCCUCUUCUGCUGCACUUCUAGAGUUAGUCCUGUUGCACCAGUGCUGUUCAGGAGAAGAUGAACUGACAGUAACUCUGCUGUGUCUCUCUUGUGACCACACCAAAACCCUGAAGGCUGGGGCUGAUCAUGCUGAGAUUUGGGCAGCACCUCAUCAAGCCCUCCGUGGUGUUCCUGAGGACGGAGCUGUGCUUUGCCCUGGUGAACCGCAGGCCGGUGGUGCCGGGACAUGUCCUUGUUUGUCCCCUGCGGCCGGUGGAGCGUUUCCGUGACCUGUGUCCCGAGGAAGUGGCCGAUUUGUUUCGUACGGCACAAAGGGUUGGAAAUGUGGUGGAGAAACAUUUCUGUGGCACCUCGCUCACCUUUUCCAUCCAGGAUGGCCCUGAAGCUGGACAAACAGUGAAGCAUGUUCAUGUCCAUGUGCUGCCAAGGAGGGCUGGAGACUUCAGCAGGAAUGAUGAUGUCUACGAGGAGUUGCAGCGACAUGACAAAGAUGAUUCCCCUGACAAGUGGAGAACAGAAGAAGAAAUGGCAGCUGAAGCAGAAAUUCUGAAGAAGUAUUUCCAGGAAAAUUAGAGGUAACAAAGUGUUUGGAACACAUCCCAUGACGCCAGGAAGUCCCCAGAAAGAACAACCUCAUUCUCCAGUUCUUAGUGGCCCUGGAGGUGCAGCUCAACAAUUUUAUUAUGUUCUACAAAUAUGGGAUUCUUCCAUGAAAAAUUUUAUUGGACCUUUGGAUAUCAUCAACGUUGAAUUCCAGCUAAGACAACUAAACAGCAGUGGUUCAAAAUAUUGCUCUGAAUUGUAACUCAUAUUUUUCUGAAUUGUGUACUUGGGAAUGAAUCUUUUUAAAUUGUCCCUUGGCCUAAAUCGAAAUAAAAUGCCAGGAAAAUCAGGUAGCUACUGCGUUUAGGUACAUAACAAAGUGUUUUCUCCAUGUUGUGCUCUUUGAUUCAGUUAUUGUAGGUAGGCUAUUUUAUCAUAGAAAAAUUAGAUCUUUUAGCACUGUGGCAAUUCAUACAAACCAAGAGUUUGUUACAGACUAGCCAAGAUAAACUUCAAAAGCUGUUUUUCCUUUGGAUGGGUCCUAUAACAGGAAAUAUUAAGCUUCCUGAGAUCUUUCUUUUCUCUCUUUCUUAAUGCAUUAUGACAAGACUUCUGGAGUUUUAAGUGAUACAAAACAUUUCUGCAAAACAAUUAAUAUGUGAAGUUGCUCAUGGGAUAGAAGUAAUCACAUUAGGGUUAGACUGGCAUGGAUGGCUGUUCCCAGCCACAAACAACGAGUGGGAGCCUCCCACAGGGAACAAUCUCAGCAAGAAAUGCUGUGUUCAGAACCCUGCACAGGAAGAAACCCACCAUGGGUUAGCUGUUGAUUGCUAACACAUAAUACAGGAAAAGAAGGCGAACAACAGAUGGAAGAGAAAAUAAAUGAGUCCGUAAGAUUUGUGUGAAAAGAGCACCCAUAAUCCUCCUCUGGAACUGCAGGGAAGCAAACAACCAAAGAUUUCUGUGUCCCCCAGUCUCAGGAUGAAAAACAAAAUGCCCCCAAGUCUUUCAAUAAGAGCCAUGCUGAGAGAGGCCAUAGGGUGCAGAGCCUACCCGAGGGCUUGAGGAGGUCACAGCCAGGUCCAAGCCAGAGCCUGGUGGAGCUUUGCCUGCCUGGCAGCACAGUGUGAUCAUGUUCAGAACAAAUUCAACUGCUCCAUGAUUGUCUGUCCUGGAGGGUUACAACCUGACCUGAGAAGUAUGAAAAUGCACUAUGGAUGAGCUCUCAUAAUUUUCACCAAGUCUCUCUCUGCUCUGUACUGCAGAGCCAUUCAGUCCAUUGGCUUGAAGUCUUUAUGCUUGUCAAAUUUAAAUAGAAAUACUGGAGCAAAAUCACUGAUGUUUGAUUCCAGUUUUUACUGUCGUGCUAUUUAAAUAUUGCUCCAGAAAACCAGUUUGAUUCAAAGACUUACCAUGACCCAGUGUGGCCCCCAAUAUCUUCCAUUAGCCCUUUUAAAAACUGUACAGAUUGUAACACUAUUUCUUUUUCUGUGCAGAGCAAAUGAAAAGUCCAUUUUGAUGGUGUCUGCACUUUUUAGACCCUGAGCAAGGGCUGAAUAAACAGGAAAUGAAGGUCAGGGAGCAAGAAGUGACAGAGAAGGUAAGGUGAGCAGACAGAAUGGUCAAAGAUACUGGCAAAUGGGCCAACAUAAAUGGUUGUCCUUUUGCUCUUUAGCAUUUCAAGUAGCUCUGAUUUCAGACAGAAGGAAGACAAUGGUUGUGCUGCUGGGGAACACUAAAAGAAAAACCUCAGCAUCAGUUACAUUUGCAAGGCAUUUUUAAACCUGGUGCUCAAUGGCUUCCUAUUUAUUAUGGAAUAUUCUGUAUUAAUUCUGUAGCCUGUGAUGAGCGGGCGCUGCGCCAACCAUUUUGCAUGGGGGCUGCAGAGCAGAUGAGUGCUGAGCUCCAUGGAAGAUUUCAUUUGUGUAAAUGAGGAGGCCGUUAUCACAGCACUAAAGGUCCUGUUUUUAAAAAAAGCCUCCUGUGACAUUAUGCACAAAACAACCUAUUUAUGCAGCAUGAAAAUAUUUAUGUGCUUCGCUCCAGCUUAAAAAGGGAAUUUGCAAUAGAUGAGGGACAUGAGAAAGGAUUGGAGUGAGAGAUAAGGAGCGAUUAGAAAAGGCAGAUCAUGAAGUACAUGACUUCCUGCAGCAGUAUAUGGAGUAAACCCUCACUGUUUUUUUAAGAUAUGGACCUUGAGGAUGGUGUCUGGAUCAUUUAUAUACUUCUUGCAGACCUAAUUUUCCACAGGCAGGGAGCUGUACACAGAGAUGCCAUUGCUGGAAAUGUGAGGAGAUGCUGUGCUCAAGACACUGAUGGCCUUUGGAACCAUCUUUGUCCUUUUCAACCUUCAUCUCUCACCCUCAUGGGAGUCAUACCUGGGGCUUGUCUUUGGGCUGGGGAAUGCUGCAGUGCUGAGCUCCCUCACCCAAAGCAGGAAACACAGGAAAUAUCACCUGUGCAGGGGCUCAGAUGGACAUGGCACAAGAGGAAUGGUCCCUGUGGAGUGCCUUCAUAACAGGACAGAGCUCAGACCUUUGUUCCAUGUCCUUACACAGAUGAAAAUUUCCCAGAUUUCUUCAAUUCCUACGUGUUUUUCCUGAAGCAGCAGUUCCUCCGAAGGGCUGCAAGGGCUGUGCCUGUGUGCCUCUUUUUCUAUGGGUAAAGCAGCUGUGGUUCAGCCACACUUCUCCUCACUGACUUGUAGGAGCAGGUUGGGAGCUCCACAUCUCCCCUGACUACCCUGGGACAGAAAUUGCAGAAGAGAUGUCUGAGAACAGAUGGGUUAUUGGGAGCACACAUUUGAUGGGGACACAUCAGCCCAUACAUCCGCUUCCUGCCAUGCCAGGCAGCUCAAGUGCUUUCAGCAAAGGCUGUGAGUGCAGCAUGAGGAUGUUUGUUAUUUGUCUUUCAGCAAUUCAGCAUUGUUCUUGCUCCAGAUGCAGAUGUACCAGCUCCAGGUUCUCCACAGGCCAGCUGAUGCCACCCCAGGCAGCUCAAAGUGGUUAUGUGCUGACAGGUCAAUGGGCUGGGGAUGGGCCGUGUCAGCUCCUUGAAGACUUUGUGUGUUAAUUCAGAAAUCUAGGCUUCUUCCAACCAACCCCCCAGCACACAUUCACCCACCCCUCAGGUAUCAGGCUCUCUUUUGAUUCUGUGCUCAAAUAAGCCAGUGUUUUGUUUUUAAUUCAUGUUGGAGAGAAGGGAAAAUGUUCUGUUGGUCUCUGUGGGAGCCUGACUGGGCUGCAGACUCAGGCCAAUGCCAAGACAGCGGGUUCUGGCUGCAGUGAGGGGAGGCAAAGUCAGCUCCUGGCAUGUGACAGUACCCUGAAGUGUGGCCAGGGACUGAGCACUCCUGAAAUAAAAAUACCUGAAUCCAUGUGGGAUCUGAGGUCAUCUCAUUCCCAGCCAUAAAGCAAUAAAAAUCUUAAUGCCCCAGUACCCACAGAGCUAAUGAAAAACUCUCAAGCCCAAAUACACACAUAGUGACAGCCAUGAAAGUACCAAAAUAAUUUCUAUGCCAGCUUUCUGUGUACUCCUAUCCACUCCCCACCUCUCACUGUCACUGUGGUCGAUGGCUGCUGAAAAGCCUUUUCCGAUUCCCGCAUCUGGUUCCUGACGUGCAGGCCAGCAGCUCUGUGAAGGAGAAAAUGCUGGUGCUCAUGUAAGCUGUCCUGUGUGUUGGCAGGCCCAUGAGUUUCAGAACAGAGUGAUAUAUUUCAGCUCUUGUGAAAUUUCUGAAUAAUCAGCUCAUCAAAAAAUAUCAUGCAGAGUUCCCUUGUAGUCCUUUCCAACUUGCCACCUCUCCUGCCAAUAGCUCCGUAGGGUGACCACAGCUUGGCAGGGCCCAUUAGCAGAGCUCUGCACAAUCAUUCAUGAGUAGA